This is a messenger RNA of Malassezia globosa CBS 7966, 744 nucleotides long. RefSeq lists its product as uncharacterized. Bases 1 to 744 code for a protein of 247 amino acids. NCBI's taxonomy places the organism in Eukaryota, Fungi, Basidiomycota, Malasseziomycetes, Malasseziales, Malasseziaceae. The transcript is spliced from 2 exons. The record is from RefSeq and is a predicted model, not a curated record.
AUGGACGUUUCAUUUUACGCACGAGAUGAUAUCAAGCUAGUGGGCAGGUGGCACCUCACGAAGCAGCCAGUGCAAGGCGUGGCUGUAAUUUCUCAUCCAUACGGCUACUACGGGGGCUCGCAGGACAAUCCUAUCGUGCAGCUUCUCGUGCGCUUUUACCUGAACAAGGCAUGCUGCGUGCUUACGUAUAAUGCUCGUGGAGUGCACCCAUCAGGAGGGCGUGUCUCUUGGACGAUGCGCGCGGAGUGUGACGAUAUGCAGGCAGCAGUAGACUACGCGAUGCAGCUUGGGAGUGAAAAAAUGUAUGAUAGAGCUAACGAGGCACAAGUGCAUGCAUGGGUACCCCAUGUGUAUAUUGCGGGUUACAGUGCAGGUUCGAUGCAUGCAUCCGCUGUGCGGCCGAAGCUUGAGGGUGCAUGGACCGGUGCUCAUGUUUCAUACCUGAUACUAUCAUAUCCACUGGGUGUCCGAUGGGCGCUCACUUGUCUGCAGACACAUUUCUUUGUUAAGUGUCUCGAUGAGCUCGUCAACCUAGCUCGUACAUCGGAGCAUGUGUCGCUAGACGUUCUGUAUUGCACACGCGAUCAGUUUACGUCGACACCCACAUACGAUGCAUGGGCCGAGCGCAUGCGUUCCUUAUGGCCGGCCGUGAGCCUCCACAGUAUUGACGCAGACCACAUGUUUUCAACGGCUGAUGCGCCGCAGACACUGUUGGACGUCCUACAUCGCUGUUCACGUUCAUAG